Chiloscyllium plagiosum (whitespotted bambooshark) is the source of this 7370-nucleotide messenger RNA. The record is from RefSeq and is a predicted model, not a curated record. NCBI's taxonomy places the organism in Eukaryota, Metazoa, Chordata, Chondrichthyes, Orectolobiformes, Hemiscylliidae.
AGUCAAGCUGAGGUCAAAUACUCCUUAGCAGGAUCAGUGAAAGAGUGGAAAUUUAUGGCUUUUACUUUUAUCAGUUCACCUAGAUGCACAACUCAGUAUUUCCUCAGCUCUGCAAGAGGCAUGAUGAAAAUUAACUAAAAUUUAUGCCAGAGAGGACAGAUGUAUGUGAUCUCCAAAAAUAGUUCAUUCAAUACAAGGGUAAAGUUACAUGUUAGCAAUCCUGAGUGCUGGUACGGGGGCUAUCCAUGCCAUUUUCACCAUAAGACUCCAAUAAUCUAUAGGGCUCAAGAGGAUGUCUCUCCUUACAGGAUAGUCCUAUCAACCCUGGAAUCAACCCUUUGCAUCCCAUCCAAGGGUAAUCAAGAAGCCACAGCCCCUCCGGAAGCGAUGGCACAGCCCUACCCCCCUGCCCAGUACCCUGCGCCACAGAACGGAAUCCCAGCGGAAUAUGCUCCAGCGCACCCGCACGCUACUCAGGACUAUGCUGGACAGACCACAGUACCAGAGCACGCCAUGACAAUUUACACACCAACACAGACGCAUUCCGACCAGCCUUGCACUGAUGCAAACACACAGUCCUUAACAGGCACAUCUACAGUACCGCAGACAGAUGAAGCCGCACAGACAGAUUCGUCACAGCAGCUACAGUCAUCAGAGACCACAGAGAAACAGCAGCCCAAAAGGUUACAUGUCUCCAACAUUCCCUUCCGAUUCAGAGACCCUGACCUGCGACAAAUGUUUGGGCAAUUUGGAAAAAUUUUAGACGUUGAAAUAAUUUUUAAUGAGCGGGGAUCUAAGGGAUUUGGUUUCGUAACUUUUGAAACCAGUGCUGACGCGGACAGGGCACGGGAGAAAUUAAAUGGAACAAUCGUAGAAGGUCGUAAAAUAGAGGUAAACAAUGCAACUGCAAGAGUAAUGACGAACAAAAAGACCCCCAAUCAAUACACAAAUGGCUGGAAAUUAAAUCCAGUCGUCGGAGCUGUCUAUGGCCCAGAGUUUUAUGCAGUGACUGGUUUUCCAUACCCUGGAGCUGGAGCAGCUGUGGCCUACAGAGGAGCUCAUUUACGGGGGCGAGGUCGCGCUGUUUACAACACCUUCCGCGCUGCACCCCCACCACCACCGAUCCCUACGUAUGGAGCAGUUGUUUACCAGGAUGGGUUUUAUGGGGCAGAAAUUUACGGAGGCUAUGCAGCAUACAGAUAUGCCCAGCCUGCUGCAGCUGCUGCCGCCGCAGCAUACAGUGACAGUUAUGGCAGAGUCUAUGCAGCAGCUGACCCCUACCACCACACUAUUGCACCAGCUGCAACGUACAGCGUUGGGACCAUGAGAUAUACACAGGAAAGCACUGGGAGAAACUACAUCCCCUCACUGACGCCCAAUGUGUGUUUUGUUUAUACCAACCAGAGAGAGUGGGACGGUUCAUCUCAGAGAUAUCUCCAGGAAUGCCGUCAAUGCCAGUCCUUGGUUGGCCUACCAGGCUAGCCUGUACAGAGGAGGUUACAGUCGCUUCACCCCGUACUAGCAAGAGAAACUCAGAGACACACUAAAACCCAGCAGGGCUAGAAACGUCUUCUCAGAAACUGUGGGGGUUUCGGCACGACAUGCAGUAAUGUUUUGUGCUGACACUCUCUGGUUAACAUGAUAUUUUUACCUCAGAUGUUUUUUUUUGUGUUUAUUACAUGUUCUAUCUGUGGUGAUUGCAAUUUUUUUUCUUGAGUUUUGCUCAGUAUAAUCCACUUUGGAAAAUUUCUGAUGUAUAAACCUAAAAGAAAACAACAGGAAACUUGACAGCUAUAUUGUUUCCUUUUGAAAAUUGGCAUCCAACCAGAGAGUUCUCUUGGUUUAGGCCGAUUUUUAAUUUUUGCAAUUUUUUUAAGUGACUCUAUUAGGUUUUCAGGAUGGUCGAUUUUAAAGUUAGUUAAAUGACCAAGAUUCUGUAUGAAAUGGGAUACACAGCUUUAAGGUGAUAGAAAGCAAAACCUACACAGCAUAUAAUUCCUCCUAAUCUAAUACCACUCUAGAUUACUAUAAGAAUCUCUGUCAGCACCAGAUUUCCCAAUAGUCAGUGUGACAAACCUGACUUUAACUCACCACAUGUGUGCCUGGUGGAUUGAAGUGUCAACCAGAACUGUGAUUGAAAUGUGCCCCUCAUAACCAUGAUUGUGUGAAGUGAGCCUUUUAAAAGCCUUCUAUGUUAUUCAUUUUUAAGUCUAGUUUGAUUGAUAGAGGAAGGAAACAGUUUAUUCAGAUAGACAGCCUUGGUCUAACAGUUUCAGUGCAAUAAUAGUAGCUUAACAUAAAUCAAAAGAUAAAAUGCAAUAGGUUUCUCACAUCGUCAUUGCCAAUAAAGCAGAUGAUGUCCAGUUGACAUAGUGAAAUUUUUAUUCAUGCCUCGUCGGUGAAGGCAUUGUGUAAACAUUGCUCACUGUUGCUAAAAGGGUUGGAAAUGAAACCAAGCCACCGAGCUGAUAUUGAAUUGCACUGGUUUUCUAUGGUUCAGCAAAUUUCUUCUAAUAGUAAAUGGUCCAAAAUGGGUGGUCAUGCCACAAUGAAAAGAUAACAAUCAAUUUAAGAGGUACAUCACUAAUGCAUUCAUUUAAGAAAAAAUUAGGAAAUAGGAUAUUUAAAAUAUAGGAUAUAGAUAUUUUCUAAUAAAGGAGGUAACAGCACUUUCCUACCUAGCACUGUUGCACCUUUCUCCAUUCCAUUCCUCUUUUCUGCACUGUUUUGGGCUUAGUGCAAACCUCAUUUAUUCACAUACACUAUUUAUGUCUCCUAAGCUGUCACUUCAUUAAUUGUCAUCACAUUUUCUUAGAUCAUUCUGUUGCUGUGACCAGCACAACCUAACAAAAUAGUCUGACCCUAGCAAUUGACUUUGGUUCAGUUACUGGCUAAAGGCUUUCAAACAUAGAUCUAAAGCAGUUCUCCUGAAAAGAAAUGUAAACAUUCUUUAUUUGGCCAUUCAGUAAAGUUGCGUUUUUAAAGGUGUACCAAUUAUUCAGAAACUGUUCCUGAUAAGUAAUCUAGUACGGCAGUACAUAAUAUAACAAAAUCAUUUACAUUUUCCAGUUUUACAAUUUUCUCAUGAGUCAACAGACAGGAAUUUAUUUGACAUGAAUCUUCAAGAUCAGAAUUAUCAGUCCCCCAUUCACAACUUGCAUUUAUUCAAAUAGCAAUGCCUGAUUUACAGAAAUUUGUUGUAAAUGCAAUUUGCUAAAUGGAAGUCAUUUGUAUGAUAAGCACUUUAUCACCUUAAGAAGAGGUUUCUGGCAUUUCAAAUAGGCAUGUUUACUAAAAAGAACUGUCUAAAAUAUUGGAAGAUGGAAUUAACAGUUUAUAUUUUUUCUUGGUACAAUUAAUGUUGUGAACGCAAGUCUUGUGUACAAUUGUUAGAAAAAUCAUCAUUUUUGAGAAAGGCUAGCAAACAACAAAAUGGAAAAAAAAAUUCUUACCCAUUUGGAAUGUUAUAUCUGCUGGCCUUAAGUAUUGUUUUUAUAUAACAAAUGCAAUUCUUUGAGGUCUCCCUCAAGUACUGAAUGCCCCAGCCUUUUCCUGUGCACAUUUUGAUAUUUUUUAAAAUCAUCUAUUGUCUCCAAGGAAGGUUCCUAAGUGUGAAUUGUGUAUAGAGAUUAGAUUAUUAAGUACAAUAUGAGAUUGGGACUGUGUGAAUGAACCAAAAAAUUGAAAUCACAUUCUAUUUUAUUUCUGGCAUCUCUAAGGAUUAACUGGACCAGAGUAUAUUCUAAAUGUUGUGUAGGUUUCAUAGUGAGAUGAAAGUUGACAUAUUCAGAACUGAGGAGUUACCCUAAGAUCUGUUGUGUUUUGCUUGCUAUACAGGUUUGUUUUAAUGUUAGUGUAGUUUAUUUUAGAUUUGAUUUUCUUAUAUUUUACUGUCAGAAUAUAUUCUGUUACAUUACACUCCAAACCAUUGCAAUAUGGUGUAUUAUAGGUCAACCUGACUCAAGUAUUUAAAACUGAGUAUUUAUUAUGAUUAGUAGCAUAUGAUUGUCUUCGUAUAUGUAGAUUAAAAUGGGUAGGAACAGACUUAGAAAAUUGUAUUCAUCCUUUUAUACACUUUCAAUAUGUGCACAUAAGUAUUCCAUGGAUCAUUUUUAUAUUGCAAAAAAAGAAAAAAUAGCUUUAAAAAGGCACUGUUUAUACUUUUUGGGGAAAAGAAAUAGCUAACAUCUUUAUAAAUGUUUACUUAUGAAAUAUCAUGUGAAUUGUGUGCUGUAGAAAAUAUAUUACAAUAUGUGUUAGCUGUAAAUUCCACUGGAUAGAAUUAAAGUGGGGUUAAAACCGGGGAAACAAUCAACAGAAUUUUGAAUUACCUUCUUAAAACACUCUCUUGACAAAUUUAUUCUACACAUUGGAUCAACUCUUCUGAUUCCAGGCUGUAUUGAUAUUGAUAUUAUUAUGGUAACAUUAUACUGUAAUUAUUUUGACUUUUAAUAAUUUAUUUAUAGCUGUGACUGCAAAUAUACUGUCAUUACUAGGAGCCUAUUGUCUUCACAAGAUUUUGCUUCCUUGGGUAGAAACCUAUUUGGUCUUGCCCACACUUGUAGUUUUUGUGUUUUACCCAGCAUAUUCUUAUAUGCUUUUGAGACUCUCACUAAUCAAUGUUAUAUGGACUUAUUCAUAUAUGGUGUUUAGAGUUAACUCUUCAUUGUUGUUUUUAUUUAAUCAUUUUUCCAAGUUUGAGUUAGUGAAGAUAAUUUUGACAAGCAAGCAAUAUUGGAACUGGUAUACCUAUUCCAGAAAAGGAAAGCCAAGCCCGGAAUAUAGCAAGCAGCCAAUUCACCAUUGUCCAUUUUCUUCUACCACUAAAAGUCAAAUUAAGUCUUACAUUUAUGACAUUUAUGCCCUGACUCUCCCUAUUCUGUGCACACCUGUAAAUAUGUGCACAUAUUAAUGCAUUAUAACUCAAUGACUAUCCGUUUGUACACUGCACAAUGCUAUUUGAAUAUAUAUUUGUUUUACAUGCGGACAGGGCACACUAGCCCAAUGUUCGUGACCAUACCAGAGUUUGACCAUGGGAGGAAUGGACGAAUGGUUACAUUCAUGAGGUAAGUGUCCAUUCCUCUGGGUAUGUUUCAGAAAAGUGUACUCCCCACCCCACCCCCCACCCCCAGCCUCCACGCUGUUAUGUGUGCUCCGCUUUCAAUGGGAGCAAGAACCUCCAACAGAAAACCACAUAAAAUGCCCAGUAAACUCAGCAUACGUCCUCUAUGAAGAAGUCCGACAUAUAAUGAUUAACACAACAGAAGAAAUCUCUUCUGCAGUUUUCCCAGCCAGCUUUAUGGAACCUCUUAUCCAUCUCAACCACCUAUGCGCUACCAGUGUGUGAUGUCAGUAUCUAUGUGAAAAGUAGGCAGAUCUUUUUUGUUUUUCUCAUUUCGAUCAUAGGUUCUAUGAUUGACAAUUGUCAUGCACAGAAAUAUUCCCCAUAAUAUUGUUAUCAAUAUGGCAAUGCCCAGCAUUGUGAGAGGACUCAAUUCACGCACUGUUCAUGUUCUAAACCAUUAAAUGUUAACCAUGUUCUGAACACUGGAGAAUUUUUUAUCACCAAAAAGAAUCAUUUUCUCAUCACAAUGACCUACAAGCAAACAACCCACAAAAAGAUCACAUUAAUAGUUUUUAAAUUGUAAAUAAAAUGGAUCAUAAUAGCUAUGUUAAUAGAUUAAGUUCAUAGAUCAGCUUGAGUGACAGACCAGAGUCAGCUGUGGGCAGAUGUAUCCAAUCAGCUUUAUUGACAGAAAUAUCUGUCAUUCCCAAAUGGCUGACUGUUGGCAAAUUCUCUGUUUAGUAAAGAUGUCGAGCAUCAUAACAUUUAAAUGGUAUUUAUAUUUUGACACAAUAAAACAAUUAAAUGAUUGUCUCACUGCACUCAUUACCACAAUGCAAUAGGAAUUAUGAAAGAUAGCUAAAACACGAUGUUUAUGUUUUGGCCAAUUAUCCAUUCACAUUUGUAAGAUUGUCCACCAAGGGCUAAUGAGACAUGAGGAAUAUUUACCCCAACUUUCACAACUUUCUUUUGCUGAAUUACCAGGUCAUUACGAUGCCAAAAAUGUUCUUUUUUUAGCCCUGCACAUACAUGGUGAUCUGUCAUUGUACAAUGUAAAGUUAUUGUCAUGUGUGUGUCACAGCAGCACACAAUAAAGUUCUUGUCUCUGCAACACUGAAAGAAGAAAAAAACAUCCUAGUGUGUGAUUUAAUUUGUCAAGUACACAAAAUGUAUCUUUCAGAAGCACUACAAAUAGCAAAAGAUGCCAAAAUUGACAGAGAAAGGUAACUGAAAUUUCUGUUGCAUUUCUUGUUUCUCUCUUUCUCAAUCUGGUACAAAAAUAGUUUUUAUCAGGAGCAGAUUUGUACAGAAAUUCAUCAUUAUUGUUGAUAGAGUUAACUAAUGUAAUAAUAAUGUAGGGUCCAUAAUAUUAACCUUAUCUUGUUGGCUUUCCAUUUACAUCUUCAAGCUAUUUUAAAAGAUUUACUGUAUAUGCAUUUCCUAUAAAUAUGUUGAAAUUAGUGUUUGCUUUAAACACUUUCUUGCUAAGCACUUUGAUAAACUACAGUCGCAUCUGUCUGCUGCAAGAUGUUCAAAGGCAACUGCAAUGAAAAGGGGUUACAAAAUACUCCUCUAAUCAUUUGCAAUCUGCAAUUUUUUAAGUAUCUUUAUUUGUCCUUAAUAGCUAGCACUCCCCUUUCAGGGCUUAAUUACCUGCUGUCCUUCCAAUAUGUAAAUCAUUAAAUCUACACAACUGUCUAUAUGCAAAUCAACAGUUGCAAUGUCCUGGCUUUAUUUAUAUUAUUAAAAAUAAUAUAGAAUAUCUCUCUACAUGGAGGACAAUAUAUUGUAGUGUGCUAAAACAAUGUCUGUUUAUGUGUGGGACUAUGGUUCAAAUAAAUCUCAGGCAGAGGUGAGAGGACUAAAAUGUUCCAUUGUUUAAUGAUAGGUGAGUGGUACAGUAAGUUGCCUCUGGGACCUGAUACAAAAUAUAACCAGGCAUAGCUUUUCGGAACAUGAGUGAGUGUGGUCAAUCUCUAAGUAAAUUCCAAUUAUCAUAACUUGAGAAGAGCACAAUUAGUUCUUAAUCAGCAAUCUGUUUCAGAAAUAAUAUAUGACUUGGGUUGAGAUGCACCAAAGGUGAAAUGUAAAUAGAUUGCAAUUCUGCAUCUGAUUUAAGCUUAGUCAUAACUUGAAACUGUUCAGUAAGAUUGCUGAGUAUAAAAGAGAAAAAUAUUUUUGCUUUCCUGUCCCUCAUGUGGAAUAAAAUGUUCAUAUAUACUAUGCUUGAAGCAUUGCUAUAUAUUCAAAAUGAAUCAUUAGUAUAUUCACAACAAAACAUAAGUUGCUGGAAAAGCUCAGCAGG